AAGAGUGAGAAAAAAGUGUGAAGGAAGAAAGGCAGUAAUCGGUAGCAGACGAGUUCGGCAGGUACACGUCGGUUGGUUGGAAUAAACUUUCACGUCUGCAUUGACCGCCAGUCAGUCGAUUACCGGUGAAAAGUAAGCUCUACGGAAUUUGCAGAACCUCGCGUCGUGCUAGUGCGUGAAGUGUGUGAAAUAGCUCUUGCGGGGCGCCCUCAUCAACAUCUAGAGUGAACCCUAAGGAGUCUAUGCUGCAGCUUGCGACGUUGGUGGCGAAUACUACUUGGCUCAUUCGACCAUCGUGUUGACUCUACGGUAGUGCACGAAGGGCUCCUGCAAACACCACGAAAAAAGACCCAAGUAUUUCAUAAAGCAGAAGUAAAAUAUACAAGCACAGCGGAACAACAACAUAGCACUGCAACCUGCAGGCCAAACAAUGUCGGCUGGAACCUUCGUAGAUCGAAUCGAUCCGUUUGCCAAACGCUCGCUCAAGAAGAAAAGCAAAAAAUCUCAGGGCUCAUCACGGUACAGGAAUUCACAAGAUGUCGAACUGCAACAGUUGCCAUCACUCAAAGUGGAUUGUUCCAGCUUAGAGCAAGAGGAGUUGUUUAUCCGCAAGCUGCGACAAUGUUGCGUGUCUUUCGAUUUUAUGGAUCCCCUGUCGGAUCUGAAGGGGAAGGAAAUCAAGCGGGCCGCCCUAAACGAUCUGUCAGCAUAUAUCACACAUGGCCGUGGCGUACUGACGGAGAAUGUCUAUCCGGAGAUUAUCAAAAUGAUAUCGGUUAAUUUGUUUAGAACCCUGCCGCCUAGCGAAAACCCUGACUUCGAUCCUGAAGAGGAUGAUCCCACCUUAGAAGCUUCUUGGCCCCAUCUGCAGCUGGUGUAUGAAGUUUUUCUUCGGUUUCUUGAAUCAGCCGACUUCCAGGCAACAUUCGGAAAGAAAGUCAUUGACCAGAAAUUUGUACUACAGCUUUUGGAACUGUUUGAUUCCGAAGACCCGAGGGAACGCGACUUUCUGAAAACCGUGUUGCAUCGUAUCUAUGGGAAAUUCUUAGGAUUACGUGCUUUUAUUCGUAAGCAAAUUAAUAAUAUAUUCCUACGUUUUAUAUACGAAACGGAACACUUCAACGGUGUCGGCGAGCUCUUGGAGAUUUUGGGAAGUAUAAUCAACGGUUUUGCUCUACCGUUGAAGGCAGAACAUAAACAGUUUUUGGUGAAGGUUCUGUUGCCAUUACACAAAGUAAAAGUGCUGUCCCUAUACCAUGCGCAACUCGCUUAUUGCGUGGUGCAGUUCCUCGAGAAGGACGCCUCCCUGACCGAACCAGUAGUGCGGGGUUUAUUGAAAUUCUGGCCAAAGACAUGCUCGCAGAAGGAGGUGAUGUUUCUAGGGGAGAUUGAAGAGAUACUGGACGUGAUUGAGCCGCCACAGUUUGUCAAAAUACAGGAACCGCUGUUCCGACAAAUCGCCAAGUGCGUUUCCAGUCCCCACUUCCAGGUGGCCGAGCGAGCACUCUACUUCUGGAACAAUGAAUAUGCAAUGUCGCUGAUCGAGGACAACAAUGCCGUUAUAAUGCCAAUUAUGUUCCCAGCGCUCUACCGGAUCAGCAAGGAGCACUGGAACCAGACGAUUGUUGCAUUGGUCUACAACGUUCUGAAAACGUUUAUGGAAAUGAAUUCGAAGUUGUUCGACGAACUAACAGCAAGCUAUAAGGCGGAGCGGCAGAAAGAAAAGCGACGGGAACGAGAGCGCGAAGAGCUGUGGAAGCGUCUGAAUGAGCUCGAGAUAUCGUCCCGUGCGCCAAAUAAGGAUCAAAAUCAGCUCGCCAAUCAGUCGGCGGGAGGGCUAAUACAGGACAACACGCCGCUGGUUGGUGGCACCGGCAAUGUGCAGCUAAAUCCCAACCAGCUAUCAUCACCGACCGUUACAUCAACAUCAUCAUCCUCGUCGCCCUCGUCGGCAAAUUCGACUGGCAAUAACAAUAACAAUAGUAGCGCAGGCGGCAUCAGCUCUCAGCCUCCGGGGUCCGCUGGUGGUACCGGUUCCGCUAAUGCACUCUCCGGCACCUCCCAGCAGCAUAACUCGUCUGCGGUUGAGGCGGGGGCCAAGUGAUGUACUGAAUAAUAUUUUUUCUAAAAUCACCAACUUCAGUGACAUGCAUACCAAGGUACAGCAACACGCACGAACACGCAGCUACUACACACACAUGAAUAUCAUGUACACUGACCGGCAAGCCAAAAGGGAAAGAAACACAUGAACAGAAAGCGGCUCACGACCAUCUCGCCUCUCAACAUUUGUAGUACGAUAUUCUAACAUUCGAUCGUUAAAUGAACGUAAUAAUAUUAUCACGAAACAAGCAAAUUCAAUCAUUCUAAACAAAGGCAUUAAUUACCCUAUUGUUAAACACAAAACAAAACUAGUGACGAAUAAAACUAGUGGAAACAAGAUGCAAAGGGCAAGCACACAGGAUAAUAAUGCAGAAACAAAUAUGAUAAGAUUCGAUAUGCGCCUCCCCCUGCGAGUGCGAGUGGUAAAUAUCGAAUCAUACAGCCUAAAUGCAGCUGCCGGAGUGUGGUUUGCGUUAAACUGUUUCGAUGCGCAAUCCCUUUCUCGCCUUACCGACUUUUCUUGCUUGUUGCGCGAUUGGUUCAAUCAUUCAGUGUGGGAUGGAACACAUGACUUCAUCUUGCCCUCGAUGAUCAUUGGCGUUAUAGAAACUAUGUUUGUAACAUAUCUACUUACCAGCCUUUUCUAACGUUAUUGAUCGGGGGAACAUAAACUGUCAGAGCCUUGUAUUUCACUCGGAAAACAGUCAAACACGUUCCGCUCGUUACGAAGGUUAUACUAUGUGUUUGCGAGAGCCGUACAAUAGGCGAAUGGUUAGUAGGUGUACAUACGACAAAGUGCUAAACCGUGUUUCUUUUUUCGAAGAGUGCUCCUUUGCUGAUUUGUAACAUUCUUUCUUGUUCCGAAGAAAUUAAAACCAAACCGGCAGCUGCUAUUUGUGGCUUGUUGUUUAACAUCAUCGCUCAAUCAUUCGAACGGUUCGCUCCAACAGCUUACUUAGCUGUUCAAACCAACAAAAGUACUUCUCGUGAUAACCUCUCUAAAAACAAGUUCCGACAACUUUGCAUUCAUUUUCGUUUCGUGCUUUUUGAUUUUGUUUGGGCGUUCGGGCGAAAUUACCAAAAUGCAAAUACCACAAUGAUAUGGCCCAAAAAGACUUUCAGAAGAGUAAAAUAAAUGUUGAUGAAGGAAACCAGAAGAAAUAUAUACAAAAGAUAAGAAUAUAUAUAUAUAGAAGAUCCAUAACAAAUUACAUGUGGCCGAAACACAAAUAAAAACAUGCCCAAAGUGUACAAUUCUAGUGGAAUAAAAUAACUGUUGGCAACAAGAUAAACUAACACACACGCUUUACCACCGGGUUUUCAAAAAAAAAGCAAAAAGCCGCAAGAAGAUAAUACAACCGUAGUGUGGCGAUAUUGGAAACACUCUAAUCGUCGGAAACCGUAGGAAAUAACCUUUUCAUUUGCAUCUAAUCAUAAAAAGCACACAUCACCAACCAACCACAACACACACACACACACACACAGGCACUUAAAUAGACACAUAAACAAACAUCUCCCAAUACGCAGAGAGAGUAACAAAUGUGCCGCAUCAGCUAUACAACCAGCACCAGCCGGACCGGACUGGGACCGGGUUUAGCUGGCGUUGCUUCGAUGUACGUAUCGAAAACACUAUUGUAGGGUGAAAAUUAAAACAAAAAUCCAGGUCAAAGUAUUGGGAAUUUAAGGGAAAACUAAAAAAAAAAACGAGAAAACAUAUUUAGAACAGAACAAUGAUGAUAAAAGGUUAAAAGAAAGUACCCAGCGGAUACCAUACACACACAUUCACAAAAAUACACCGAAGUAUGGGAAAAUACUGAAACAACCGUGCUUAAUAUUCUAGACAUAGUAACAAUACUAAAACAGAGGGGACACUUGCGGAGGGGAUUUUGACUAGGCGCUCGGGCGGAGAAGACGGUGUGUGCUGCUGUGCUGUGCGGUGGGUGAUGAAUGUAGAACGCGAAAUAACAAGGCAUGGCGCAUAAAUCAUCGUAUCACUAGAACAACAAACGCGAAGAAACACAAAACUAAAAUCAUUGGAAUAUGUGCACAUACCACCACAGUGAUGCAAAUAGAGGGAACUACAUCACUUGAUAGCAUGCAAAAAAGAGAGUACACACAAAACUGUAGAGCUGCGGUGAAGCUGAAGUUAGAAAUUAAACCCACACGCUGAUAGAGGAGCAGAAAAACGGAAGCGGUGUAUUUGUUGUAGUUAUAUGAAUAAUUAUAAAUUAGUUAUUAUUAUUCGCGAAACACGCUAGGCAGUGAGAAUAUGGAAGGAAGACGAGAAUAUGAGAUCGAUUCUUAUAGAGAACAGAACACUUUUUUGUUUUGCAUAAAGGGCAUCGCGGAUUACCACUGGCGGCAAAAGCACGCGAGCAAAAGGGCUAGAAAGUGUUUGUGGAACAGAUGAUGUUGUGGUGGGUCAGAGUGUGAUUUCCGUGCGCGUGUUGAAUAAGAACUGCUGAGUGUGUCAUGAUGCUCUGUGGCUGGCUUUUGUUGUUCGUAUGGUAUGCGUGUUUGGGUGUGUAUGGGUGUAUAUGGGUGUGCGUGUGUAUGUCUCGAAUGGGUCGCUCGCCGUUAACUGUUGGCCGUUUUUAACAAUGAUGAAAUUCACAUCGUUGUGUACACGAUUUAAGUAGGGAAGCAACCAAUAGUGAGCAAUGUUUAGACGGAAAACAAAGCAUAUUUCCGAUCACACACACACACACACACUGCUGCUCCUUGCUCUCCACCUUAAUGGCAAACAUGAGUGACAAAUAGACAAAGGAGAAUCAUAAAAUAUCAAGUCUUAAGCGCAUUCUCUGUGCACGAUAUGAACUAUGCAAAGCAUAAGUGUCGGGCGCCGAAACCGAUCGACCGACCUGACCUAUUUCCUAACGUAAGAAGUAGUGCUUCUUCUAGCAACAGAAAUCGACGCAACAGACUACUACAGACUAC
Molecule: messenger RNA, 5037 nt
Organism: Anopheles cruzii
Lineage: Eukaryota; Metazoa; Arthropoda; Insecta; Diptera; Culicidae
Gene: wdb
Product: serine/threonine-protein phosphatase 2A 56 kDa regulatory subunit epsilon isoform
Exons: 8
Coding region: 431-2104 (557 amino acids)
Biological process (GO): signal transduction; protein dephosphorylation
Cellular component (GO): nucleus; cytosol; protein phosphatase type 2A complex
Molecular function (GO): protein phosphatase activator activity
Source: RefSeq, a predicted model, not a curated record